Messenger RNA from Cuculus canorus (common cuckoo), 2209 nucleotides. It is a transcript of the gene DMRT2, whose product is annotated as doublesex and mab-3 related transcription factor 2. Gene Ontology annotation, biological process: sex differentiation; regulation of transcription by RNA polymerase II. The record is from RefSeq and is a predicted model, not a curated record. Gene Ontology annotation, cellular component: nucleus. The coding region runs from base 950 to 1936 and encodes 328 amino acids. Lineage: Eukaryota; Metazoa; Chordata; Aves; Cuculiformes; Cuculidae. The transcript is spliced from 2 exons. Gene Ontology annotation, molecular function: RNA polymerase II cis-regulatory region sequence-specific DNA binding; DNA-binding transcription factor activity, RNA polymerase II-specific.
AAACGCCUGGAACUCGGCGGUGUCUCCCCGAAAUAACGUUGUCCACAGAGGCUCCUGCCCUUCCUGGCUGGAACCGAUGUGGCAGAAUUUCAGUGUCGUGUCUGUCCGCACCUCCCUUCCCAGUAAUGCCCAAGAUGUUGGCAACAGUAAUUUGAAAUUUGAGAGUUACUGUUACAAGCUGACAUUCUUUUUACAUGACUACCCGGCAGCGUUUUGCAGUGCCGGGUAAUUUAUUCGCGGGCGUUUUUACCAGCAAACGAGUCAAUCAAUUAAUGCGGAGGGUUUUUUUUGUCUUUUGUUCUGAACCCGUAACACGGCAGCCCCGUUUGCUGCAAUAUCACUGUUAAGAGAUGCGUAAUAGGCUGCUCUUUUCCUUCUUUUUUUUUUUUUUCUUUCCUGUCGAAAACAUUAACUGUGGAAGAAUGAUGUUCUACUGACAGGGUGUAUUUUUGUUCCCCGCCGCCUCUUCAGAUCGUGUCUAAAUUUAUUUUUGUGUCUGCUUUAACCACUUUCCAAGCAGUAGCCCUGUAAAGAAUUCCAGUUCUCAAAUCUAGCUCGCCUCCCCCAAACAAAAGGAAAUCUCUUUUCCUUGCCUGUGCAAGCGCAAUUAAAAUUUUGUCAAGUUAGAAACCUCUGGUUUUCAUCUACUCUUUACAAAUAUCUCUUUUGUAUUCUUUCUUCUAACUUAUCUUUCUUUUCCUUUUCUCCUAGUUCUCCUUGGAAUUUUCUGUCAGCUAUAGCAAUGUGUAUCUAGUAAUUCAUCUUUAGAGAAUAGAAAAGGCAUCAGCUGUAGGUAUAGAGAUCUUCUUUGGAAAUGGGGAAACCUGUGGGAGAGAACUGGGAGUGAAAACAAGUAAAACCCUGUUCCUAUUACUCAUGUUACCGUCCUAUUCCAACAGACCCUUACCUGGGAGGGAAUUCACCCUUGCCACCUCCUGUGAGUGACAGGAUGAGAAAGAGACGGGCUUUUGCUGAUAAAGAGUUGGAGAAUAUUAUGCUAGAGAGAGAAUAUAAAGAGAGGGAGAUGAUGGAAGCUGCACAAGCAGCUGCCCUUUUUCUCCCUAACCGCGUGGUGCAUGGAACUGAAUACAACUCGUAUAAAACAGCCUUCAACACUACUCAGGUUGAUACUCCUAACAAGGAGCUUUGCAAUUUUUUACCAGCUUGCCUUGAUCUAACCAUGCAGUACUCAGGAUCCAGCAACAUGGAACUAAUUUCUUCAAAUGUCAGUGUAGCUACUACCUACAGGCAGUAUCCCCUGUCUUCUAGGUUCUUAGUGUGGCCAAAAUCCAGUCCCAUUAGUGAUGCUCUCCUUUACCAGCAGUGCCUGUUAAAUGCUACUACUGUCCAAGCUCUCAGACCGGGGGCAGGUUGGGAUGCCAAGAUCUCACAAAGUCAGGACUGUGCAAACACUGAGCACAAUAUCAUGUCUCCGAAACUGGAAAAUUCACUUAUUCUGACCCCUAUGCAAGAUGUUCAGCAGUCGUGUAAUGAUAUGCCAUGCCUUCCUCAGGAAGCUCGUGAGAGGUCAGCUUUUUCUCCUCCAAAAAGGACCUUCUCUCAGAUUUCUGAGAAGGAAUCUCUGGCUCCUCAGGAACAGGUAUUAAGCAAGAUCAACAAAGACAGUACCAAGCCCACUGCACUGCUCAAAUACAAUCCGUUUCAGUCACUCUUCCACCAAACAUUUCCUGACAGGUCAGGAACAGAGUUGAGAACAUCAUUUGUGAAAGAGACUUUUGAAGAUGCUUCUAAGAAAUACAGAGAAUCUGCUAUUAAAGAGAAUCAAAAAUACAAGUUUACAGUAGACAAAUGCACGAGAGACUUCUUUGGGGCUAAACAGGCCACAACAAAACUUUCAGCAACUGAGCCACUGUCAUUCUCAGUUGAAUCCAUCCUUAAACGUCCUUCAUCUGCAGUUGCUAAUGUCUCUCAAUGAAUAAACUAUACCUUCAGUGUAGAGAGUUUAUAUGCUUUGCCUUUUGCAGAAGUGCUACUGCCUGCCUUGUCACUUAAAAGGCGUAUAAAGGGGAUAUUCUGUUGUAAAUGGUAAUUCUUUCUUUUGUCUCAAAAUGAUGUAUAUAAAUAUGCAUGUUUUAUCUUCUGAAAAAAUUGAUAUAUUUAAUUUUUUAAAAUUGAAACUGCAUGUGCAGACUGUUAAGUGGUGUUAUUUUAAGCAGCACUUCAAACCGUUCAAUAAAAUGAGAUUAUC